AUGUGUAAGAGGAAACAAACUCAUGGGGAGAAGAUGAGAAAAUCAGGUGAGAAAUUUUCAAUUGAUUGCUGGAUGCAAUUACAAUUAAAUAAAAAAAAACAAAUGCCAAUAAAUGUGUAUCAAUUAAUUGGCUAUUCAAGAUUAUCUCUCACCUGGAAAUUGUCACAGACUACAGUAAUCCCACUAAUUUUUCACUCGAACAUGUAUAUCCCUAAUCCUUUUUCUUUUACUGACACCAAAUAAUACCCAAAAAUAAAUACUUUAUUGUCUCCCCAUUAACUUUCAUGGUAAUUCUUUUCCAAACAAAAAGUAAGUAGUCUUGAAGACGGAUAGAUUAAACGAGUAAAAACCCAUCAUGUUUGACUCGUUUUUUCCUCGUUUUUCACUCUUCCAUUAUUUGUUAACCAUAUUGCUAAUUUGACAUUUAUCCAGUGCGCAUCUUGUAUGGACUGACCCCUUUAAGUAAUUGAGAAAAAAAAUAAAAGGAGAAGAAUGGGAAAAAAUGAAUGAAAGAAAGGAGCACAAAAAACAUACACGAAAUAAUGAUGAUGUUUGACAGCAGGCAAGGAGUUAAUGUGUGAAAAAUGGAGCCAAAUCAAAAUGUUCAUUUCACCGUGAGUUAAGUGUAUUAGUUUUUUUUUCUUUAACAUAGUUUUUUUUAAUAAGCCAUCAGCACGUAUGUACUUUAUUCAAAUCCUAAGAAUGAUAUUUCCAGAUUGUUGAUAAAUAAAUAUCACAUGAUUUCCCACAAUUAUCUUUGUUAAUAACUUUAAGUUGUGUAUACUGCAAUUUCAGAAUAUUAUAGUUUUGAAUAUUUGGAACAGUUAUAUAUGUUUCAUAUUGUUGGAAUGCAAGAAGAUCUUGAAAAUAUGACUUUAAUUUUGUGAAAUCCAUUGGAUUCUUUGAACAUGUUCAUUUUUAAAGAAGUUUUUUUUUCAGUUCAUAAGUUUGUUCCCUUGGUAGCACGUUUUUAGAUUCUUUCAUCAACAAUAAAAGAAAUUAGGAAAAUACUAAAAAAAACUCAGACUUGAUCUAUUUGCGAUGUUUACCCUUCUGUAGUUUCCCAUUCUCCCAUCGUCACCUGUCUAAAAAUUCACCCCUAAUUUGAAAACUCUUUAUAAAUUUCCCGCUCUCCAACAGUGCAAAUCAAAAAGCGUGUAACAAUAUCUGAUAACAUCUCCAUAUGCUUGAAUCUCUAACUAGGUGACACCUCUUUUCAAUUUUGCCGACUCUACAGAAAAUACAGGUGUUUGUGUGUUUUGAUUGCUCAAAAAGAUACCGUAUAUUUUUUUAAGUCUACACGUUGGUUUUUUUUUCAAAUGUCGAAAAUCAUAAAUAAGUCACAUAUUUACAAUAAGACAAAAACAUAUGGAAACCUAGUCUUUGUGAUGGCUGAUAUAUUAUUUUAUGGUGCAACUCGGAGAGGUGGUUUUGUCUUUCUGAUGACACCCGGUGUAUUUGAUAGAUUUAUGAGUUUUGUUUGAAUCUUGCCCUUUCUUUUGUUCGGAAAACUUGUGAUUUUUUACAAGCACCCCUUUCACAUGUCUGGUUUUAUUUUCGAAAAAAAGUCGCAGAAAAUCAUUCGUGUUAUUUCACUAGUGUGAUUCUAUUUUUAAAAAUGAAAAUAUUAUUGACAUCUAAUUUAUUACGAAUUCGCGUCAUUAAAAUUUUACCUCAUUAAUUAAAAAUCUCAAUUUCGCAUUCUUCAAGAAAAUUAGAAUAAAAUACCCUGAACAAACAUAUUUACCAAUUAUGGGCAAUGUUUUGUUUAGUUCUAAUGACCACCUCAAAUUAUCCACCUUUUGAUGUCAAACCGAACACAGACACCUUCCUAAUUAUAUUACACAAGAAUCUCUACAGUACACUUCUCAUCCCUUUUUUCACCAACACAACUAACUUCCCAACAAAUGACACCUAUACCUAGCUAAUGGUCUGAUGAGAUAGACAAACAUUUCCUUCCGGUGUCGAUAGCCAAAACUCUUUUUAUGUACUACCAUUUUUGACACCUUUUUCAAUGUAUGUACAUAUAUAGCUAUUUGUUACAUAAUAGAAAUAAUAAUAUUUUUGUUCAUCUACCGUAUGAAAAAUCCCAAAGUAAUCAUGUUUUUCAUUACAUUUGCUUCAUUCAAACAACAAAAAUAAUAUAUAUAUAUCUUCAUUUUCAUUCUUCUUGUUCUUCUUUUCUUCCUUUCCUAUUAUUUAAUGAGAUUGUGCUCAAGAAAUUCUAACUACAGUAAUCAUUUCUCUCUAUAUUUUCAAAAGAUAGGCGGAGUCAAAUGGCAGCUCUAUUGGUGAAUAUCUACCAAAACAUUAAUCCCCAACCACAACUCAUUUACCUUUUUGCCUUUUUUCUACCCAUUUUGCAUAUGUAUAUUAAUAGCCCUUCCACUUUUAUGGGCGAAUUUGACUCUGAAGAGAUAAGCUGCCGCUUGACCUUCGAAACGUCUCCGAUUUCAAGAAUAAUAAUUAGCGAUAUAGAUUUUAUUUUGGUUUGAGCAUUUUUAUCUUCUCCAUUAGGGUGCUAGAGUGGGUUGGAUUUUAAAGAAAAAUUCCGAAACCAUCCUUUUAUAAAUCAAAAUCUAGAAGCACUCAAAAUUCACAAUUCCAACCCAAGCCCACUUAACAAAUCACACGUUCUAACAUACACAUUCAAAGUUAUUUCAAUCCGACUAGCAAAACUCUAGUUCUUGACUAAAUUGGACCUGAAGAACCAAAUCCAGCCGGAAUUUUCAAAAUUUCAAACAGUUCACCAAUUUAAGUUUGUUUUUAGAAAAUGUUCUGGUUAAUUUCGAAAUUUUUUUUUUGAUUUUUUCCUCGCCAGUUUAAUCCUGGUGUCCCAAAUAUUAUUAUUGAAUGAGCUUAUUUCGCUACAGUAACCCAGAGAAAAUCGCAGAAAAUAUAUCGAAUAAUCUCUGAAGGAUUGCAAUACUUACAAAUUUUAUAUAAUGUAGUAACUUUCAUUUUAAAUUGUGUGAAGAAUUUAUGAAAUUUUAUUAAAACUCGUUAAAAAAUAUAAUCAUAUCUCGUUAAUUCUUUCUAUAAACCAUCAUUUUUCUUAUCAAUUAGUAUUUCAAUACUGUCAAAUUACCAGAAACUCCCGGAAUCAACAGAAUAAACAGUCAGUCAGUUAGUCCAUUUUGUAUGUUUUCUAAACAAUGUGUUAACGAUUGCAGCAGAAAGAGUUAAUCACGACAAAAUGUAUAACAAACCACUUAAACGAAUUAGGCGUCUUCGUUGAUUUCUUCAUUUUUUUUUCAUCUUCUUACUGUUCCCGCAUCAACACAUUAGUAGCCUUUUCGUUUUUUUUCUGUUUUUCUAUGACAUAAAAAGCCCUCCCUUCUCAAUUACCGUAAUCCCCCCUUUUUUUCUUCCUAUGGAAUAAAGUGGGCGUGGCCUAUUGUUUUUGUUGUUGGUCGUUCCAUUAAUUAGUCUUAUUACUUGUAAUAUUAUUUUUAUUUAUAUAUUUUUUUCAAUAGAGGAGAAGACGAUGAAUUUUCCGAUUGAUAUGAGUUUGAGUGAGAAAUGUGGAUCGGAGAAUGGAGGAUCUGAUGAAAAAGUUUCCGAGCAGCAGAAAAUCAAAUUUAAUAUUAGCGAGAUCCUGGAAAAGCCGUGAGUUUCAUUUCAUAUUUCAUAACCAUAUUUUCAAUUUUUGAAACAUGUAAUUAUUUAAUAUUUUCAGAAUGCUUCAAUCAUCUCCAUCAGCUUCAUCAGAAGCAAGUUCAACUGACACAGAUCAUCAACCAUCAAAUUUCAUGAUUGAUGCCAGAUUAUCACUGCCAUUUGCAGCAAUGUUACAACAAAGUUUCAUGAACACACAACAGAAUCCAAUUCUUGCCGCAGCUUCAAUGCCAAUGUUUCCAAUGUUGGGAUUUGCUCAAAACCCACAAUUCAUGCAACAAUUGAGAGCUCUUCAAGGUUAGACUUUUUUGACGAUUGUUAUAAUUGUUUCUUGAAGUGGAAGUUGAUAUGAUUAAAAUUCAUGUUAGAUGAAAGAGUGAAGAAAAGCUUCACUUUUGGAGCCAAUUAGGCUAACUUAAAGAUGGAGGGACAAUUGAUUUUUUAAUUUUAGAAGAUUGUAAUUUUUCUCCACCAAAUAUGCGAUAUUUCAAAUAGUUUUUUUUUAAUUUCAAACAUCUCUUUGUUCAAAAAAUGUUAUGAGACCUAAAUUAUUGUGAGCAAAAAUCAAUAAUUUAUAUAUCGAUUUUUUAGGCUAAAUUUAUCUAUUUUUCAAAAGUUAGAGCUCAAAACUUCCGUUAUUUCAUAAUUUAUUUCAUUGUUUAAUAGGGAAAAUCAAGUUUUCAAUUUUUAAUUCAAAAUAGAUUUUUAGAUAGAGUAUGCCAGAGUUAUACUUAUAACUCAAAUAAUUUUUUGAAAUCUGAUUCUCAUUCAAAAAUCUUCAUUCAAACAAAUAAGUUCAUAUGACAUAAUCCAAGUCUGUCAUUAAUUGUAACACUUUCUCAAAUUUCUGAAACCUUUCUACCUACUCACAAAAAAAACAGCCUCACCUCACCUUUUAUUCAUAUUAUUAUAAUUAGCGAUAAGAAUCUUGGCACCCGCCUGUGCUCAUCUUUUGUUGAGCAACAAACAACAUAACUUGUUCUUUUUGAAAAUACCGCCACAUAUUUUUCCGACCAAUUAAUUAAUUUGAUUUCUUUCUUCAGAAUUUCAACAAUCUCAACAACAGCAACUUUUGAUGGGGGAUAAUAGUGAUGAGAAAGAUGAUACAAAAUCAGAUGAAAAAGAUGAAAAUUCAAUUGGUGGAAGUCCAAUGGAAUCAGAUGUUGAAGAUGAUGAUUAUGGUGAGAAAUGACAUUUUUUCGCAAGACUCCGAGUUUAAACUUGUUCUUUUUCAGCUCGUGGAUCUGAUGAUGACGGUAAUAUGAGCAAUGAUCCAAUGGCCCAAAGAAAAAAGAAAACACGCACUGUUUUCAGUAGAUCACAAGUUUCUCAACUUGAGAUGACGUUUGAAAUGAAACGAUAUUUGAGCAGCCAAGAACGAUCACAUCUUGCUCAAAAACUUCAUUUGACUGAAACCCAGGUUAAAAUCUGGUUUCAAAAUCGAAGAAAUAAAUUCAAACGUCAAGCACAAACUGAUGAUCCAACAACUUCUCUCCAAAUGCAUCGAGCUAAUAUGUUUUCAAUUCAACAAAAUCCAACAAGCCAACCAUCGUAAGUUUAUAAAUGCCCUUUUUUAACAUGAUGAAGUAUGUUCUUUCUUCAGAUUGAUCCCAGUUCCAACCAGUUCUCCUCUCACAAUUCGUCCAGUUAUGCCUGCUGGAAUUGAUGCAUCUGCAGCCGCCAGAUUUCUUUUUGGUUAUGGUGCACUAGCCGCACAAACGCAAAAUAUUAUUUGA
This is a messenger RNA of Caenorhabditis angaria, 5354 nucleotides long. The record is from the annotation of a GenBank genome assembly. NCBI's taxonomy places the organism in Eukaryota, Metazoa, Nematoda, Chromadorea, Rhabditida, Rhabditidae.